GAGCACAGCAAGAAGCUGCUCACCAAGCAGGCCGGCGAGAUCAAGCUGCUCAGGGAAGAAUGUAAACGCAGGAAGAAGCUGAUCUCCACCCAGCAGCUGAUGAUCGAGGCCAAAGCCAGCUAUUACCAGUGCCAUUUUUGUGACAAGGCCUUUAUGAACCAAGCUUUCCUACAAAGUCAUAUUCAGCGCCGCCACCCUGAAGAUUCGCAUCUUGAGUAUAAGACAAGGGCGCAGACGGACAAGCUCCAGAGUGAGAUCGACAUGUUGAAGGAGCAGCUGCAGCUCACCAAGUCUCAGCUCGAGGCCGCACAGCUCGCCCAUGCAGUCCGGUUCUCUAAGGAAUAUGAAAUGCAGAAAACAAAAGAGGAAGAAUUUCUGAAGUUAUUCGAUAGAUGGAAAGAAGAAGAAAAGGAGAAACUAGUUGAUGAAAUGGAAAAAGUCAAGGAAAUGUUUAUGAAGGAGUUUAAAGAACUGACUUCUAAGAACUCAGCAUUAGAAUAUCAAUUGUCAGAAAUCCAGAAGUCCAAUAUGCAGAUCAAGUCUAACAUAGGCACGCUAAAAGAUGCACAUGAGUUUAAAGAAGAACGUCCACAGCAUCCCCAGGAUUUCCAAAAUGUGAUGCAGCUACUUGACAAUCAGGAAAGCAAGUGGACAGCUCGUGUUCAGGCGCUUCAUCAAGAACACAAGAAAGAAAAGAGCCGGCUCCUGUCACAUAUAGAGAAACUUCGAACUUCCAUGAUAGAUGAUCUAAAUGCAAGUAACGUCUUCUAUAAGAAAAGGAUAGAAGAGCUAGGGCAGAGGCUCCAGGAACAGAACGAGCUGAUCAUCACUCAGAGACAGCAGAUUAAAGAGUUCACCAGUAAACCGUUAAACAGUGUCAGUGAACCCAAAGGGAGUCUUUUAACCUGGCAAACUUUUGAAUCUAAGCCAGCUGCCCCAACUGUACCGAUGAAUACUCCAGCCCCCCAGACACUGGAUGCGAAGUCAAGUCUAACAAUGGCACAUGAACAGGCAUUCUCAUCGCACAUACUGGAACCAAUAGAAGAACUUUCAGAGGAAGAAAAAGGAAGAGAAAAUGAACAGAAAUUCAAUGACAACAAGAUACAUAUAAGGAAAACUUUGAAGAAUAACCCUUCCCUCACUAAAGAAAUAAGAACUGUCUUGGAACAGAGUUUGGUGGAGAAACUGGAAACCUUGGGGAUUAAUGCAGAUAUACGUGGUAUUCCAAGUGAUCACUUGAAUAGAGUGCUAAGAACUGUGGAAUCAACAAGACAAGAGCGAGAAAGACAAAUACCUAACAUUCAGCAAAUUCGAGAAUUCCUUAAACAUCAGGUCAGCUGUAAAAUUGAAGAGAGAACACUGCUGUCCACAGACAGGUACGGUGCUUCUCAAAUGGACACCCUUUCAACUGGAGAACUACCUAAAGCAAUACACCUUCCUCCCAAAAGCAGACAGCUGAUUAGACAAAGAGCUGUUUUUUCUGAUAGAACAUCUGUUCCAAAAGUUAAGAAAAAUGCCACAGAAGAUCAUUUUCCCAGGAGGUCUUCCACUAUUGCGACUCCUCCCUUCAGUUCCGAGGAGGAGCUCGAUGCUGACGACCUCAUCCAGGCGUUCGCCUCCCCAGAUGUACUUCCUGUGCUGGCCUCUAAAAGCAACAAGAGUAGUUUCGUAAAGAGCACCGUCAAAAGCGACACUGACUGGACGGAGGGAAGUGAAAUUGAGGACUCUGAUAUUUCCCCCAAGCCCACAGGAACCUCCAUUAAAACAUUAACUGGAAAAGUUGAAAAGACUGUUUCAAAUCAUAGAAAUAUGAAUAAGCCACUUGGUGGAAUUAAUGUUGCUGACACGUUCAUCAAAAAAGAAUUAAAAGAAGAUCUAAAGUGUACAGAUGUGGAUGAUGAUGACUGGGACAUAUCAUCCUUAGAGGAAGACAGAUCUAUAGGGAGAAAAGCUGAGCGAGAACAGAAGGAACCUCCUCCACCUGUGAAGAAUGAGUCAAAUUCUACUCAAGUGCCAAAUGCCUGGGGUGCUGCUAACCCUAAAGGACCAAAGGGAGAAGGACCUCAGGAUGAGUCCAGUACAUUGAAAAGCAGCUUAGUAACUGUGACUGAUUGGAGUGACUCUUCAGAUGUGUAACUGUCACCCUGUGCGUCAGGAGGUCCGUCCAGACUUCAGCAGUAUUUGAUAUCGUGGUAUUUCAGCACUGCCUACACAGCUGUAAUUGUCCUGCCUGACAGUAUCUCCUGCAAUAACAAGGAAACUGGCUCUCAGAGAACAAGAGUCUCUUUAAUGCCACCUAAUGCAGUGUUAAAAAAAACACACACAAAUUGUCAACAGUAUUUUGAAGCAUAUAAAAGUGUUUAAGAAUGCUGCUGCUGCUUAAAAAUAAUGUGUCACUGAAGUCAUAAAAAGUUUUUUCUUCAGAACAGUACUCUAGUGUUUAGGUGUAUUUUUUUCAACUAAUUUUUAAGUGAAUUUUUUUUUAACUGAUAGCAGGUUUUAGUUUGCAUUUAAACUUUAAAAAAAAAAAUCUUUCUUAUGUACAUUGUCAUGUUGGAAGUGUUUUAUUAUAGAAGUUCUGUUAGUAUCCUCAAAAUGGAAUUGGUGGAAAUCAGUGAAAUUUUAAGAGUAGACAGCUUAUUUUUCAUCUAGAAGUAAGUUUAGAGUUAAUAAAAAUAUAGCUAGGCCCAUAUUAACGACAUUUUCCGGAAGUACUUUUCCCAUAUGCAGCUUUGGGCCACUGUAAGCAUGUUUUAGAACUUAAAAUACUAUUUCUGUAGCAUAACCUUGACCUUGGAUAUUUUAUGAAUAAAAUGUAGCCAUUUUAAAUAUCAGUUAAUUUAUCAGACUAUGAAUAGAAUAGAGUCCAUACUGAAUUCAUAUGUGUCUGUAGUUUCUUUUUACUUUUUUAAAAUGCCCUUUCCACAUUAGAAAAUACCUCAAAACUAAUUUAUAUUCUUAACAGUGACAUUAUCAAUAGUCAACAUGUUCAUAUAAACUAAACUGUUUUUUGCAUUUUUUUAUACCUUGUGGUACUGUUCUUUUGUUUCCCCCCAAAAAGUAAUAUUUUAACUAAAUGGUCUGUUAGGAUUUGGACCUCUUUGUUUUGUCAGCCUUUCAAGUAAAACCCUCAGUGACA
Odocoileus virginianus texanus is the source of this 3139-nucleotide messenger RNA. The record is from RefSeq and is a predicted model, not a curated record. Lineage: Eukaryota; Metazoa; Chordata; Mammalia; Artiodactyla; Cervidae.